Priapulus caudatus is the source of this 2346-nucleotide messenger RNA. RefSeq names its product transmembrane protein 33-like. Gene Ontology annotation, cellular component: endoplasmic reticulum; membrane. NCBI's taxonomy places the organism in Eukaryota, Metazoa, Priapulida, Priapulimorpha, Priapulimorphida, Priapulidae. The coding region runs from base 65 to 856 and encodes 263 amino acids. The record is from RefSeq and is a predicted model, not a curated record. The transcript has 9 exons. Gene Ontology annotation, biological process: membrane organization; endoplasmic reticulum tubular network organization.
AGAAUAUAACUUAAAGUAACACCCAGUAUAGUUUGUAAUUUUGUCUACAAACCCCACGGAAGUCAUGAGUGAUGCGGGUGAUAAUUCUACCACUGGCACUGGUGAGCAGACCCAACAAAACCAAGGCCGAUGGGCAGCAGUUAAAGAGAAGUUGUCUGCGAAUAUGAUUGACACUGUUCUAUGGCUGACUAGACUAAGCACAGUCGUUUUCUGUGUUGGCUUUGUGUUUCCAUUGUAUGGUGUUCAAGCCAGUCACUACCAGAAAGCACUGAUCAGCAAUGCUGCCACGAGUGCACUGCGGCUUCACCAGCAUCUGCCUGCAUUCCAAUUCAGCCGCGAAUUUUUCGCUCGGCUGUUCAUCGAAGACAGCUGCCACUAUCUCUUCUACUCAAUCAUUUUCAUGACCAGCUAUCCGAUUACAAUGGUAUUAACACCAGUUCUUCUGUUUGCUAUCUUGCACUCCACGAGAUUUUCUCUCCAGCUAUUGACGUUGAUGGGUAGCGGUGAGGCAUGGGUGACGCGUAAGCUGACGACCCUCGUCGAUGCAAAUAACCAGCGCAACAUCCUGCGCAUCGUGGCGUGCUCCGAGAUAUUCGUCAUGCUGGCCAUCAUCUUCCUAAUGUUCACGGGACGUACCAGUAUAAUCCUACCAUUUGUCUAUUACCGAUUCCUCAGCCUGAGAUAUGCUUCACAGAGGAAUCCAUAUUCAAGGCAAAUGUUCUACGAAUUUCGUGUGUCGAUAGAGGUGAUUGUUAACAAGCCGGCUUGCCCUCAGCUUAUAAGAACGCUCGCCUACAAGCUCAUUGGCGUGAUCACUCGACUUGCUCCUCAAGUGGCAGCACCAGCACAGGAGUAGCAAACGUGUCUAAGGUCUAGGUUGUUUUAUUUACAGCAGAACGUGAGAAACCCACAGGGAACCAUAAAUAUUUAGGACACAAUAGGUGAUUGCAGUGACUGCUAUAAGUGGCUGGGUAAAUGUGUAUUGUCCUUAGAAACCAACUGGUUUUCAUCACAUUUUGAAGCCAAGUAAAUACAAAGCCACCUGUGCAAGUUCUGGGCAACAUAUCUGUUCUGUAUCUUACAUGUAUGUUUAUUGAGGAGCGCAUGAAUAUAGCCAAGUUGGAUAACAGUCAAGAGUACAUAAUAGGAGAUGCUCCUAUUAUGUACUCUAGAUAACAGUGACUAUAACCUGCAUAGUCGUUAUACAACGCUGAUUGAUCAGUCGCUCGUACCUUUCUCCACUUUGUCGUAAUUCACAUAUAAAUUGGCAGUUUGACUGAGAAUUUUGGUGUUUGUUUUUCUGUCUGUAUACUGUCAAAUUACGUGUAGAAUCUAUAAUGAAAUGAAAUUUGAAUUUAUAUAUUUGAAUAUCACUUAUAAAUGUUUACCACGUACACGUUUUUACCUCAAAAGUUUUUUUAUAAAUAGCACUUGCCGAUUUCCCACAAAAUUAUAAUCCUACGUACAUACCAGUGCGAAUUACGUGCUUUUCUGUGUAACCACCAAUUUAUCACUAGAUAAACACGUGUUUUAUAGAUCAGCUAAGUAUGUACGUAAUUGCCCAAUUGCGAAAUGAAGAUAUCCAAUUUAAACUAACUUGACAUGAAAGCAAUACAAAGAACGAUGAUAUCGUAAAUAUAGGUUGUUAAUUGGCCCAGAUCUGAUGCUCGACUCUUCAGGUAGUAAUAUCUCUGCAGAAGAUUCAUGAAACCGUAUCUGCAAGCACACCGCGUUCAACGUGCACUGCAGAGAUAUUGAUAUCUGAUCCAGUUAAAAUGGAAGCAUCUCGUCUGACAGCUGGACGAUUCUAGGAGGUUAGCGAGUUACUCAGACGUCAAUGCUCGUCCUUUUGUCCUCGGUUCGUAAACCAACUAUCCAAUUACCACACUUGUGGGUUACGUGUACUUGCACUAGUACAGACUAGUUGUGCCGGUAUUCUCGUUUGGUGACCUCAGCUUGUGAUCAACAGCGUGUUCUUUUAUUCGGUGGCCUCAGACUUGCCCUCGUUUCUCCUAAGUCUCGCAGCUGACGCAGAGGUGUCCAUGCAGCGUGUUAGGAGCAGGGGUGCUCCCCCAGACCCCAGAGCCAUUUAUGUUGUUGAGUGAUGACUGACCGUCACUCUUAGACCGCGCUGUUACUGUCACAGCAUGAUGAGCUCUCUAGACGAGCUGCGACUGUACGAGUAUCUGUUUUGUUUAUAGAUAGCAGUGUAAGUUUGUGCUGUGUCACGUGAUACGUAAUAUAUUAUUAUCAGGAGCUAAUAUUACCUGUUAUUGUACGUAUCUAUUGAUGACGUUUGCUAUAUUGUGCGACCGUUCGGAAUAUACUCGACCUCAAAAUCGCAAA